AUGCCCAGUUCGCGCGCAGACCCGAGUCCGCACUACAUCGAGGUGGAGGGCCGCGAGGGGGGGCCGGGGGGCCCCUCGGAGGGCCCGCUGGGGGCCCCCGGGGGCCCCCCGGGGGCCCCCCAGGGGCCCCCCGGCGAGUACGGGGCCCCCAGCAGCAGCUUUUUCCCGGGGCCCUCCGAGGCCCCCGAGGGGCCCUUCGCGGGGGCGGACCCCGAGGGCUUUUCGGAGGCGAGUGGGCUGCGGGAGGGGCAGUACCCUCCGGAGGGGGGCCCCCCCGGGGGGCCCCCCGGGGGCCCCCCCAGCCCGGGGGCCCCCCGCGCAGCAGCAGCAGGGGCCCCCGGGGCCCCCGGGGGCCCCCCGGGGCCCCCCGGAGCCCGUUCUGCGCAGCAGCAGCAGCAGCAGCAGCAGGAGGGGCCCCCCGGGCAGCGCUCGAGCUCCGUGCUGCUGCAGGGCCUCGGAGAAAGUGCUGCUGCUGCUCGCAGCAGCUUCAAAAAGGCCCGGAGUUCUGUAAAAGCUGCUUCCGCUCAAGUGCUGCAGGCCAGCGAGCGGGCCCUGGACUGGGCCAUGUGGCUGAGUGUGGGGUGUGGGGCUGCUGCGCUGCUGCUGCUGUGUCUGUCGCUGGGGCUGCGGGGCUGGCGGCAGCAGCAGCUGCAGCACGACAGCAGCAGCGGCAGCAGCAGCAGCAGCGUGCUCCUGGGCCUUUCUUCUCUCCAGAGAAUCCAAACUCUCCACCGAAAUCAAAAUGCUGGGAUCGUUGUCAUGUACGAUCCCCCGCUGCUUUACGAAGACGCCCUCACUUCGGCUUACUGCCUCCCGGACCCCAAGCAGCAGCAGCAGCAGCAGCAGCAGCAGCAGCAGCAGCAGCAGCAGCGGGGGGA
This is a messenger RNA of Eimeria necatrix, 878 nucleotides long. RefSeq lists its product as hypothetical. The transcript has a single exon. The record is from RefSeq and is a predicted model, not a curated record. The annotation marks the transcript as partial. NCBI's taxonomy places the organism in Eukaryota, Apicomplexa, Conoidasida, Eucoccidiorida, Eimeriidae.